UGUUUUUUAAUCGCGAGCAGUAUGGAGGAGGUGCUCAAGUGAGCGUAGCAAGUCGGGCAAGCCGCCCUGUCUGUCUGCAGCUGUGCGCUACGAAUGUCGAGAUGGUUGGCUGAGCUUGCGACAAAUCUGAAUUGGAUUAACUAUUGCUCACACGGGUCCGCGGAAGCUGACUGUGUUUAUCCCUGUCGCUCUAUAAGCGCUGCGAGUGUGCUGCCGUCGUCUGCACAACAGCGCGCGCACGGCUGCCUGGUGCUGUGACAGGCCAUUGCAAGCGUAAACAGCCUGAUAUGCAACUCACGUUUUUGCAGCGGCAUAAGUAGCAGCAAUGUCAAAAAAUGCUAAGGAUAAGGAGAAGCCCCUAGAGAGGUUCAAGUCGUUGUUCGGGCUUGGCAAAGCGUCUUUGCCAGCGGUGCCGCGGCUGGAAGAGCAUGCCAUCGACCUCGAAGUAUUAAAGGAACUGGGCAAGGACUGUCCCGUGGCUCAGCGCCUAAAGGUCAUCAAGGAUCUCACGGAGGUGGUGCGCACCCGGAGACUAGCCCAGGGAGGGGCAGAGAGCCUGUAUAGCCUGACUUGUGACCUGCUGCACCCAGCUCAUGGCACUGAGGUGCGCCAUGCAGUGCUCAACUUCUACUGUACCUUGGUUCGAGCGCAGAUGUGCUUCUUUACUUGCCCCACCUUGCGGGACCCGUUGGACAUCAUAAGGGCCCACUGCUUCAACCUCGUGCUGGAUCUGUCACUACCGGAGGACUUGCCCCUAAGGCUGGAGCUAGUGCGGGCACUGACAGACAAUGGCAAGUGCUUGAACCUUUUCGAGGAGCAGGCCGGCACAUUUCUGGUCAAGUGGAUGCCGGAGGUGCUGAGCGCUGGUAGGGCACAAGAGCUACUGCCACUGCUUGUGAAUGUGGUGCGUUUCAACUCAUCGUUCCUAGACCGGACCACCAUCAUGGGAUUUGUACAGAACACAUGCAUCCUGUGCUGCCGCACCAAUUUGGAGCUUGAUGUUCAGUUGGGUUUGGAGCUGCUGGACAGCGUGGUGGGCUAUGGUAUGGUGAGUGCAGAUCUGCUGGGCCACCUGGUGCCCACGGCGUGCCGCACAGUGGUGGUGGCACCCUUCUCGGAGCCUAGUUGGCGACUCAUGCGCAAUCUGCUGGGUACCCAUCUGGGACACCGCACGAUUGGCUACCUCUGCCGCUUGCUCGAGGAUAGGUCCAAUGUGUGUGACACGACUCUGCUCAAGGGGGCGGUGUUCUUCGUGGGUGCUGCCUUGUGGAGCCCAAAGGCAGUGGGCUCAUUGCAGCAUACUGCGGCGGGAGUGCUCCCAUCGUUGGGGCGAGCCCUAGAGAGCGGCAAUGCUCAUCCAUCUGUUGCCUACGAAGCAGCUGUGUGCCUGCAGUGGCUGCUGGGCGAGGGCGCACCCCCGCUUGGACCAGUCGCCUGGGACGCCAUACUGAACCUGCUGUCCACUCUUCUCACCUUCCCACAGGGCCAACCUAGUGGACGGCAGCUGCAGCAAAUGGCUCAUGAGCUGCUGACACGUGUGGAGCUGUCAUAUGACCAGGGCACAUUCGAGGGCAGUGCCACGCACCUCUUUGAGCUGGUUGACCAGGCUGCACAACUUCGUCCCGAAACAUCGCUGCUGCGUCUGGUGGAGUUUCGAACACGGCAGGCGGAGCUGUGCCCACUGCGUUGGGCAAGCCAGAUGGCAGAACUCCUAGAGCGAUUCUUGGAUCCCGUCAUGGCAACACCAGCUGUGCAGCUGCGCCUGCUUGAUCUUCUUGCCAGCCAUCGACAUCUCUGCCAGGCGGAUGAGUUGGUGGAGAAAGUGCUGUUGCCACAUGUGUCUCCACUCGAGACGGACCCUGCCGUGGCGGCCCGCGCUGUGCGCCUUCUAGCUGAUGUACUGCUGCGGGAUGACCUGUCCAGCCAGCACACAGCUGACCUGCUUGACCUGCUUCGAAAGGUGCUAAUGCGAGGUUGGCGGCCUGAGGAGCUGCUGGCGCUCGAGGCAGCUGUCGAGGGCCUCUGCCACCUCUUCCAGGCACAUGUGUGUGAUGGACAGCCCACAGUGGCAGUGUCGGUGCUGCAACUACUGUCUCAGCACCUGCACCAGCAAUGCCGGGACGGGAGCCCACCGGCUGAGCUGGCUCCGCUUCGGUUGCAGCUGGUUCAGACGUUGGUGGCACUGCGCACGAGCCCCCUCUAUCAGGUGGGCCUGUGCGAUACUGCCACGGGACAGGUGACCUUCAGCCGACAGCUCACCUGCACCUUCAGGGAAGGCUCUCCAUGUGCCAGCUCAGGAAGUUCAGCAAGUGUGCAGCAGCUCUGUUUCCGAGAGCCCCUGGAUGCCCUGCUGUGCUGCCUACGAGAGGAGACUGAUGGGUCUGUGCUGAGCACACUGCUUCGAGGGCUUCCAGGCCUGCUGCGGGAUCGGGCUGUGGUGUUAUGUGGGCAGCUUUCCCUGCGCCGUCUCUCCAGUUGGCUUAUCAGCCAUGUUGCUGACCGCAAGUUGCUAGACAAGGUGCGCACUGCUGGUGGGGAGGCUCUGCUCUAUCCAGUGGCCAGUGCACUGGUGUUAUACCGAGCAGAGUUGGAUGCUCAGUCACCACUUUUGCUGCUGCAUGUGCUAGAGUCUGGGCUUGGCUGCAAGCCGGCAGCAGCAUUGUGCCUGCGGGCACUUGCCCUGGCAGCCCUGGAGCUGCGACCAGCCACGGCCAAGAUACUGCCUGAGCUGCUGCAGCGGCUUGCUCAGCUGUCGCCCACUGUGGCAGUAUCACUGCCUGUGCUCGAGUUCCUCGCCUGCCUAAUCCGUGUGCCCCAGCUCUACGCCAGUUUUGUGGCUGCCGAGUAUCGAAAGGUGUUUGCCAUUGCCCUGCCAUACACCAAUCCAGCAAGAUUCAGUGAAGUAGUGGUGGCCCUGGCCCACCACUUGGUGGCGUUAUGGUUCCUCAAGUGCCGCGUUGAAUUCCGCAAGGACCUUGCACCUUUCAUUAUGAAGAACCUGCGUGCUCAGCUUGAGCUCGGAGAAGAGGAGAGGCGAGACCCUACAGUGGUGAAGCUGCAGGAGGAGUUGCUGGCCACCCUGGGGGACCUCGUGGCCCAGUGCAGCUUUGGCAGCUGCGGAGCACAGCCACGGCGCUCGGGUGCGGCAAUGUUUCUGUUAGAGCAAGGCCGUGCACAAAGCUGGCUGCUGCCCGGACACCGACUGGUCACCAUCACUACCAGCGGCUGUGCAGGCCGUCCAGCACGUCUAAGCCUCUGUGAUCGUUGUGCCCUCUUCUGUCAGGAACCAGCACUUAUGCAUGGAGCGGAGAUGAGCAUGCAGCAGCAGCAUCAACAGAACCCCCUGCAGCAACAGCAGCAGCAGCGACGACGACAUCAGUCGGAAGCUGCGGGUCGUGCAUCGGGGUUGCGUCACCCGCCAGCAACUCAAGAUGACCUCAGCCUUGAGCGUCGCGGAGCUGGUGGUCGAGCAGGGUUGGUGCUACGUCACGUGUGUGGUUGCUGGUGCUGUGGCUGGGCUGAGGUGCUGGUGCGACGGCCCACAGGCAACAGUGCCUGGCUGCUACGUCUGCAGAAUGAUCUGUUUCCCCGUGCGGCCACCAGCACUGAUUUUCCUCUGCCAGAUGUGGCAGCCAUCUUUCGUUGUCACCUAGUGGACACCAAUGAUGAGGCAGUGAGUCAUGCCGCCAGUGUUAGUGAGCGGUCUCCAUUGCGUCGCACCAACUCAAGUCCUGAGGUACCUGCACAGGACUUGCCUCGGUGUGAACGUCAUCGUUACCAACUGCUAUGGUCGUAUGACAGCAUUCCGGAAGAAAGCCAGCCACUACGUCCACCAGCAGACUGGGACAGCAGGAGCCACUCUGCUAGGAGAAGCCUCGAAGGCUGGUCCCAGGCAGCAGUGCCUCCCGCUAGCUGCUACCGGGACAGGGGCCACACUGUGUCUGGAGCGAGCCCAGCUUCGGACAGUGGAGCCACUGCGACCACCGCCUAUGUGGACCUCUACCGUUCUGGCAUGAAUCCCAGGUUUGUCUUCCUGCACCUGUUUCGGAGUCUUGGCCAAGCAGAGCGGGCCCUGCCACUUCCAGAAUCAGAUGUGGAACGAUCUGUGGGCGUGUUUGACCACAUUCUGACCUACGAGACCCACAGGAUGGGCCUCCUGUAUGUCGGACCAGGCCAGUCAGGCCAGGAGCAGUGCAUCCUGUCCAACACGCACGGGUCUGUGCGCUACACUAUGCUGCUACGGGGGCUUGGCUCGCUGGUGCGCCUGUCGGAGCUGGACCCUCGGCGUACUUACUUGGGUGGCCUGGCUUGCACGGGCGAGGACGGCAGCCAUUGCCUCUGCUGGCAGGAUGACGUCACCCAGGUGGUGUUUCACGUGGCCACACUGAUGCCUAAUGUAGAAAACGAUCGGCACCGAGGCAACAAGAAACGCCACAUUGGCAAUGACUACGUGCACAUUGUGUACAAUGAGAGCAGUGAGCCCUAUGACCUGGCCACCAUUCGGGGGGACUGCCACUGUGUGUGCGUUGUUGUGGAACCGCUCAAGCUGGGCCACAACUUGGUGUCUCUUGUGGGCAAACCUGAGGUCCUGGAAUUGCUGCGGCCACCACCUGAGCCACAGCUGGUGCCUGACAGCAGCUUGGCAGUGUACGUGCGCCAGACAGCAAUACAUGCUAAUGUCGCCUGUACCAACUUUCACCGGUCAAAAGCGGGCAGUUCCUAUGUCAACAACUGGCACGAGCGGCUACAGCACUUGGAGCGGUUACGAUUGCGACUUGUGGAACGCAGCAGUGAACCUCAACCAGAUGACCUAGCAGACCUCUAAUCCUCAAAUAAAACAGUGUACGAUUUUGCAUUUGCCUC
This is a messenger RNA of Dermacentor silvarum, 4863 nucleotides long. It is a transcript of the gene gig, whose product is annotated as tuberin-like. Gene Ontology annotation, cellular component: TSC1-TSC2 complex; cytoplasm; nucleus. The transcript has 32 exons. The record is from RefSeq and is a predicted model, not a curated record. NCBI's taxonomy places the organism in Eukaryota, Metazoa, Arthropoda, Arachnida, Ixodida, Ixodidae. Gene Ontology annotation, biological process: negative regulation of Wnt signaling pathway; regulation of cell cycle; negative regulation of TOR signaling. Gene Ontology annotation, molecular function: GTPase activator activity. The coding region runs from base 326 to 4825 and encodes 1499 amino acids.